AUGCACAGCAAGGCCAUCUUUGUGGCCGUGUGCGUGGCCUUCUUGAUCGCUUCUCAAAGCGUCGAGUCGGCUGGACUGCUCUCCUCUCAUCAAGUCUAUCGACGUCGAUCGGAAGGCAGUCAGCGUUCCAGAUUCGACCGUCGACACAUGGCUUCUCAGGACGCUUAUGCUUUUGGUGGUGGAAGCGGUUCUGGAUCCGGCGGUGGCUACGGCGGAGGGCCUGGCGGUGGUGGUGGUGGUGGAGGCGGCGGCGGUGGAGGCGGAGGCGGAGGCGGAGGCUUCAUCGCUAGCGAUGGCAGCGCCAAGAGCGUAGGCUUUGGUAACGGAUCCGGUGGAGGAGAGGCCAGCGGUUCCAAGACUGCCAAGGCUGGCGGCUCUAGCGCUUCCUCUAGCUUCUCCGCCACCGGCUUUACCAAGCACGAAAAGACCACCACCUCGACGAAGCACGGCGCAGGCGCAGGCGCAGGCGCAGGCGACGGCUCCAGCAACAGUGCCAGCAACGGAGCCAGUAACACCGGCUCUACCCAGCAGCACUCUAGCGGCAACGGCAACGGCAACGGCAACACGUCUCACGGCGUCAGCAAGGGUCAAGAGCAGCAGCACAGCGUUCCCGCCGUCGUGCCAGCCGUCGCGCCAGCUCACGACACGUCCAUCAAGGAGGACAAGGAGCAAGAGAAAAAGGAGAGCAAAAAGAAGCACGACAAGGAGGACAAGUGCGAGGAGGAAAAGAAAAAGGAGGCGGAGGAGCAGAAGCAGAAGCAGCACGCGGAGCAGCACGCGGAGCACCACGCUGAGCAGCACGCGGAGCAGCAACAGCAGCACCACUCUACCGAGCAAGGGCAAUUGCAGCACCAGGUCGAUCAGCAAAAGCAGCUCACUCAAGAGCAGCAGCACAACAUCGACAAGCAGCACCGCAUCGAGGAGCACCAGCACGAGAUGGAGCAACACCACCUCAAGCAGCAGCAGCACAAAGAAGCGCACCAGCACGAAAUGCAGGAGCACCACCACCACCACGAGCACCACGAGGCUCAAAAGACGACACAGAAGCACGUCGAGCAGCAGCAGCACCACACGGAGCAGCACGGUGCCGGCGCUGCAGCCGGAGCAGGAGCUGGCGUCGCAGGCGGCGUUGCGGGCGACGCCGCCGUCGGUCACGCAAACGGUAACGGUAAUGCUGCUAGCGGCACCACCACCGCCGCCGCGAACAAGCAGGAAGAAGAGGAAGAGUGCGAAGAGGAGGAGGAAGAUGAAAAGCCACCAAAGGCACCGUCGCCGCCUAAUCCCCCACCACCUUCUACGCCGCCAUCGCCGCCACCGCCAGCGAGUACUCCACCGAGCGCUUCUCCUCCGGCCGGCGAGCAGCCUCCUCCAUCGACACCGCCGCCAGCGAGUGCUCCUCCAAGCGCUACUCCUCCGUCUUCGUCAACGCCGCCGCCAUCGACGCCGCCUCCGGCCAGCGAGCAGCCUCCUGCAACUCCUACCGAGUCGCCUCCGCAGCCCAAGAGUCAGCAACCGCCUGGAACGCCUGGUGGAGACAGCUCUCUUCCACCAACCGUUCCGCCGGCGGAUCAGCAGCCGCAGCAGCCGCAGCAACCUCAGACGCCCGAAACUCCCAAGCCGACGGUGACGCAAGAAGAGAAGCCACCCGAACAGCAAUCGAAUGCUGGUGGAAAUAGCAGCACUGAUAAACAGAGUGCGGAGCAGCAGCACGAGGAGCAACACGAGGAGCACACGGGCGGAGAUCUUGGCAGUCAGACGGACAGCAAGCCACCUCAGCCGACGCCCGAGACGGCGCCACCCUCGACCACGCCACCGACCACGCCGCCGAACACGCCACCGACCACGCCUCCUCAACCUUCCUCCGUGACGACUGGCGAAAAGGGCUCGGAGGAGCACCACGAGGAGCAAAAAGGGAGCACCGCCACCGUGCCGCCUCAGACCAACAGCCCGACGGACACUGCGCCAUCUGGACAGCCUGUCAGCGCCGGCGGCAGCAGCAGCAGCGCCGGCGCCAAGGCUUCUGAGCACCACGAAGAGGAGCACCACGAGCAAGAACACCACGAGCAGGAGCACCACGAACACUCUGCUAGCACCGAGGGCAAGCCGUGCAACAAGGAAAAGGACGAGAAUGGCAAGUGCGAGUGCGACAAGUUCCAGAUCACCAUCGACUACUCCAAGAGCACAAACGUGUCCGAUGCGGCCAGAGAGGAAUGGCACAAGGUUUGCGGUCAAGUGUCUGGCAAAUACCGUCUCACUGGCGACGACUUUGAAGACAUUGGUUCGAACAAGGCGAAAGUCACUUGCAUCACCAGCUCCACGGAUGAUGCGACCAAGAAAGUUUCUCAGCACGACUUUGCUCUGCACGUCGUCCAGAAGCUCAAGUGGGAGGUCGUUUCGAGCUCAAGCCAGAGUUCUCAGACUGGCAGCGGUGGCGGUGGCGAAGAGGCCAGCAAGGAGGCCAGCAAGGAGGCCAGCAAGGAGGCCAGCAAGUCGUCUAGCGCUGCUCCUGCUCCUGCUCCCCCUCCUCCCGCCGCAAACCCCGCCUCGGACUCUGCACCUAACCCCAAGCCUGAUGCAGCGAAUCCCGAUGUUGGCACUGGCGGUGGCUCAUCGACGGCUACGCUUCAAGGACAAGCAGGUGCAGAGGGGACGAAAAAGGAAGACAAUUCAGCAGAGCAAUCGCAGCAGCAGCAGCAGCAGCAGCAGCAGCAGCAGCAGCAGGCGAAAGAGUCUUACGAGGCGCACAAAGAGGAACAACACGAGGAGCACAAGGAAGAACACAAGGAUGCUCAUUCCGACGACUCGCACAAGGAAGAACACAAGGAUGCUCAUUCCGACGACUCGCACAAGGAAGAACACAAGGAUGCUCAUUCCGACGACUCGCACAAGGAUGCUCAUGCCGACGACUCGAAGCAAUCUGAAGCAGCGAGAGGCAAAGCGGCUUCAGGCGGUGAAAAGCCGUUCGCGGAAACGUCUACCAAGACGGGGCAAUCGUCGCAAGCCGAUGCCAAGAGCCACCCUAGCGAUGCGAAAGCGCACGGCGGUCAAUCUGCCUCUGCAGAAUCUGCCUCGGCUACCGAAGGACAAGCCGCAGCGGGCUUCCACUGA
This is a messenger RNA of Ceraceosorus guamensis, 3108 nucleotides long. RefSeq lists its product as hypothetical. The transcript is spliced from 3 exons. The record is from RefSeq and is a predicted model, not a curated record. The coding region runs from base 1 to 3108 and encodes 1035 amino acids. NCBI's taxonomy places the organism in Eukaryota, Fungi, Basidiomycota, Exobasidiomycetes, Ceraceosorales, Ceraceosoraceae.